GCAGGGUUCAGGUGGAGCCACUGGGAUGUGUGGAGCUCAGGCAGAGCCUUUGGAAAUGUGCAGGGUUCAGGCUGUGCAUGGGGGAGCCUUAGCAGAGAGAAUAAUCAAGUUGUGAUAGUCAGAGCACAUGGUAUGAAUUAUGUGCUGAUAGACCAAGGGGAGCAGUCUGAUGAGUCUAAUUAAUACUUUGGUGUUGGGCAAGGUAAAUAUGGAAUCACCAGAACACCUUGGUGAAGACCUCAGGAAGACUUGGCAGGUGAUUUUUGGCUAUAGGUUUUGCCACGGAAACUGCAUUGGCUGGAGCUGUGGUGCAGAGCUGCCCUCCAAGGAAGGUAGCAGGGGACAGUGAUACCUCACUAACUGGGCUAGAUGGGAAGAAUUAUAUCACAGGGCCAGUUCAGGUGAGGGAUGGCAGACUUGUAUGUGCUGAAAAGAGUUGGCAGAAUCCAAUUACAGCCCAGUUGUGUCUGGUCCUGGUUCAGUCACAAGCCUAAGUGGCUCCAGGUCAGUGUGAUGGUUUUGGUCAGACUAGGGUCUGGCAGGAUGGUAAACACUAGAGAAAAAAAUGGUGGCAUUUUAACCAUGUUGAGGGACAGCUUCAGGGUGUAACUGGGUGUUGUGACAUAGCUGCUUCUGUAACGAAGACAGGAUGAAGAUGAACCAAGAAUCUCAAGCAGGGGUGAAAUUAGUCCUUGACAGCAAUGGAUCAUUGCUGUGCCUGGCAGUUCUCUGCUGUUUUACCAAAUAAGUAAGCAAAUUAGUAAAUAAGCUCCUCCUGGACAGGAGCUGAUGCUGCCUCACAUUGCAGUGGAGAAUACAGCAGGUGAUGCUGGAGCUGGGAGAAGCUGCAGAGAUAUCAGGGCAGAAAUCAGCCAAGGAGCCCAUGGCAUGUGGUAGCUCAAGAGGAAAAGGUAUUUUCUCCUUGGGACCUGGAUGAGAGCAUGGAAAUAGAAACUGGGCUCAGAAUAGUUAUGAGGAAGGAAGGAGGGUGCUAAGAUAGCCUUGAAAGUACCAGCCCCAUGAUUGUGGGUGCAAAUGAAUGGGAGGGAAACUGCAGCAGGUGAAGGUGUUUUCAUUAAGGAGAAAUUAAUGAGACAAUAAAAGCCUCAGUGAAACCUUGCAGUCCCUGUGUCUUUCCUCUGGUGAAGCUUGCUUGGAAACCUUCUUUCUCUACAAACACAGCUGGAUCCGUCGGCAAAGCCCACCUGGUGCCCAGCAGGGUGGUGGCAGUGCCCAGAGCGGCUCGGUGUGGUCAGCCAUUCCCCUGACAGAGAUGCUCCAACACCCAUCUCCUUGCGGGCAUCCACAGCCUCACGCCAUAGGGACUUGGCGCCACGAGCCCUGUGGGAGCCUUUACCCACCCAUUACGGUAUUUUUUCACGUUUUUUGAAGGUGAGGGAAAGCCGAAAGCCGCCUCGGUCGUGGGGUCCCCCCGCAGCACCGAGGGGCCAAGAUGGCGCCGCCCGCUGCUCCCCUCAGCUCUAGCGGGCGGGGGGAGAGGAGAAGGCGUCGCCUCACGCCCGCCCCCCCCUCCCUCUCUCCCCCGCGCCGCCAUCUUGGGAGCGGAGAACCGGAGGGGCUGAGCUCAGCUGCUGCCUCUGCCUCUCCUCUUCCCCUCCGGCCGGGCUGCCUUCACCCGGGGCCGGGGGGCCGGAGCCGGCAGACAUCUACAUAAUGCUAAAUGGGCUGGACUAUUUAUACAGCAGAAGUGAGGUUCAGUAGCCUGGGAUUUUCUGAGUUGAACACUACUUUGGUCUGUCAUUGGCUGUCAAAGAAAUAUUAGUAUCAAAGAAUGACAGCUCCUUCACCAAGUGGAUGCAUUGUGCAAGAGGUCAUUAUUUACAGCUCCCAGCUUUAUUGAACUCUUCCUUACCUUUCAUCUUUAUUUUCUUCUAGAAGUGGAAGCACAACUUAGGUUUGAUGUUUUGUGUGCCAUCAACUGAAUUUGGGGCCAUCAUGAAUAUAACCAAGGGUGGACUGGUGCUGUUUUCAGCUAAUUCCAACUCAUCAUGCAUGGAACUAUCAAAGAGGAUUGCUGAGCGUUUAGGAGUUGAGAUGGGGAAGGUUCAGGUGUAUCAAGAACCAAACAGAGAAACGAGAGUGCAGAUUCAGGAGUCUGUGAGAGGAAAGGAUGUUUUUAUCAUCCAAACAGUUUCAAAGGAUGUGAAUACUACAAUCAUGGAACUCCUGAUCAUGGUGUACGCCUGUAAAACCUCCUGUGCCAAAAGCAUUAUUGGAGUGAUUCCUUAUUUCCCCUACAGCAAACAGUGCAAGAUGAGGAAAAGGGGCUCCAUUGUCUGUAAAUUACUGGCUUCAAUGAUGUGUAAAGCUGGACUAACUCAUCUUAUUACCAUGGAUUUACAUCAGAAGGAAAUACAGGGAUUCUUCAAUAUUCCAGUUGAUAACUUGAGAGCAUCUCCAUUUUUACUCCAGUACAUCCAAGAAGAGAUACCAGACUACAGGAAUGCUGUAAUUGUGGCCAAAUCACCUGCGUCUGCAAAGAGGGCGCAGUCGUUCGCUGAACGCUUACGGUUGGGAAUUGCUGUGAUCCAUGGGGAAGCUCAGGAUGCUGAGUCUGACAUGGUGGAUGGUCGACACUCACCACCUACAGCCAAAAAUGUUGCUGCUAUUCAUCCCAGUCUGGAGAUACCCAUGCUGAUUCCCAAGGAAAAACCACCCAUCACAGUUGUUGGGGAUGUUGGAGGAAGAAUAGCUAUCAUUGUGGAUGACAUCAUAGAUGAUGUUGACAGCUUUCUGGCUGCAGCUGAGACCCUCAAGGAAAGGGGGGCUUACAAGAUCUUUGUGAUGGCCACACAUGGCCUCUUAUCUUCAGAUGCCCCCAGGCUGAUAGAGGAGUCUGCAAUCGAUGAAGUGGUUGUUACGAACACAAUUCCACAUGAAAUACAAAAACUCCAGUGCCCUAAAAUCAAGACUGUGGAUAUCAGCAUGAUCCUCUUGGAAGCCAUUCGCAGGAUCCAUAACGGGGAGUCCAUGUCAUACCUUUUCAGAAAUAUAGGACUGGAUGAUUAAUUCCUUUUUUUCUUCUUCAAGAAAACACCCGGGCCAAACUGGAAGCAAACAGAUAAGGAGCUGUGAAGCAUAAGCUUAACCUUAAUAUUUCUAUUGAGCCACUUUUUGUUUCUCUUGGUUUAAGUAUCAAAGUAGAACAGUUUUAAAGAGCUUUUUUUUUUUUUUUUUUUUUUUCCCUUUGCAGGGUUUCUGGUGGGGUGGGUUGGGAAUAAACAUUUUACAAAGAAACCCAAACUGUUCUAGUUGCUUUUUAGGUUAGUUGCACUACACACAUGAUGGGGAAAAAAACCCCAACAAACCACAAAACACUUGAAGCAAGAAUUUGGCUUCUAAAUAAGCAUUCCUUUUCCAAAGCUGCUUGCUACAAGUGCUUUAAAAGAGAGUAAAACGAAGUGACUGUAUAAUAUUUGCAUUUUAAAAGCCAAAAAGGUUGUACUGUUGUAUGCAGUUUGGUGAUUUUGUAGGAGUGCUUUUAUAGAAAAAGCAUAUGAAAUAUGCACCUGUAUUUAUUUUCUGCGAUGAAGAAUAAAGACUUUGUUUUGUGUCAGCUUUCUAAAAA
Calypte anna (Anna's hummingbird) is the source of this 3589-nucleotide messenger RNA. It is a transcript of the gene PRPSAP2, whose product is annotated as phosphoribosyl pyrophosphate synthetase associated protein 2. Gene Ontology annotation, molecular function: magnesium ion binding; ribose phosphate diphosphokinase activity. NCBI's taxonomy places the organism in Eukaryota, Metazoa, Chordata, Aves, Apodiformes, Trochilidae. Gene Ontology annotation, cellular component: cytoplasm; ribose phosphate diphosphokinase complex. The record is from RefSeq and is a predicted model, not a curated record. Bases 1921 to 3030 code for a protein of 369 amino acids. Gene Ontology annotation, biological process: purine nucleotide biosynthetic process; 5-phosphoribose 1-diphosphate biosynthetic process. The transcript is spliced from 14 exons.